Messenger RNA from Girardinichthys multiradiatus, 1519 nucleotides. RefSeq names its product homeobox protein engrailed-1-B-like. Gene Ontology annotation, cellular component: nucleus. Gene Ontology annotation, biological process: regulation of transcription by RNA polymerase II; neuron differentiation; multicellular organism development. The transcript has 2 exons. The coding region runs from base 464 to 1297 and encodes 277 amino acids. Gene Ontology annotation, molecular function: RNA polymerase II cis-regulatory region sequence-specific DNA binding; DNA-binding transcription factor activity, RNA polymerase II-specific. The record is from RefSeq and is a predicted model, not a curated record. Lineage: Eukaryota; Metazoa; Chordata; Actinopteri; Cyprinodontiformes; Goodeidae.
GACAUUAGUUUUGUACAGAGCGCAGAGAUCGUCUAUGGUUUGGUUCCCUCUGAAGGUUGCAAGCAGCCACUCGCAUUUCCUUUUGGCUCAGAUACGCUUGGCUUAAUUGGACGUCGUCACUCUGUGUUUAAGAGUGCCACGAGCAGUGAUUGGUCGUUUUGGAUGUUGCUGAUGCACUGGCGGAUGGUGAAUGUGGCGAUAUACCGUUAAGAAUUUGAGUAGAGUGGUGAAAGCCGUCGGUGUGUCACAGCACUGCCCAGCAGCAAGCACAGCACACUUUUCUAAUAGGUCACUGACAGUGGUACGCUGGAGGUCGCAAAUUGGAUAUCCACGUUUUCACGAUGGUUUUAGACAAAAGAAAAUGAUCAUGUUUUAAUUUUUCUGUUGACAUAUUUGGAUACAGAUAUAGUUUUACAAGGUGAAGGUGUACUAAUAGAAAAAAUACAUCUUUUCAGAGGCAUUGAUGGAGGAACAGCGGGAUCUGGGUAGCAUAGACAGCAGCGAUGGAAAAAGCGUUUUCCCAUCGCUGGCCGUCCUGCCUCUGCAGGCCGCCCAACAGGCCCACAGGACAACCAACUUCUUCAUUGAAAACAUUUUACGGCCGGAUUUCGGAUGCAAGAAAGAGCUCGGUCUGAGUCCGAAAGAGAAGGCGCAGCGCUCCGGUCGAGAGCGCGUUAACUCGGUUCUUAGCAGGAACUUUCCCAUGACAAUGGACUCCAGCUGCAGUAGCGACCGCACUGCAUCCUCCACCGCUUCUGCGGCCAGUCCCAGAAAGUGUGGCGACGAAGGAGCCGCGGCUCCCGCGGCCUCUGGUGAGAACAGCUUUGGGUUAAAAUCCGAGGAGAGGCCUGGGGAAAAUUCUGCCUCUUCGCUGGUAGUGCUGAACAGGACCGGUACCUCUACAUCGGAGAGUCAACCCCUACUCUGGCCCGCUUGGGUCUACUGUACCCGGUACUCUGACAGGCCCUCUUCUGCAGGCCCAAGGACUCGGAAACUGAAAAAGUCGAAAAGCGGCAAAGAGGACAAGCGACCGCGCACGGCCUUCACAGCCGAGCAGCUCCAGAGACUGAAGAUGGAGUUCCAGGUGAACCGCUAUAUCACGGAACAGCGGCGGCAGUCGCUGGCCCAGGAGCUCAACCUCCACGAGUCUCAGAUCAAAAUCUGGUUCCAGAACAAGCGGGCCAAGAUAAAAAAGGCUAGUGGCUUCAAGAACGGUCUGGCGCUGCAGCUGAUGGCACAGGGAUUGUACAACCAUUCCACCACAACCAUCCAACAGGACCAAGAGGACAGCGACUGAGAGGCUGAGCAGAUCCCGGGAUACUACACAUUGCAGAUCCGUGGAAGGGUUUUAAGUGGAGGCUGCAGAGCUGAACCAAGCUGCUCCUAUUUCAUCAUCUUCUUCGACUAUUCAGAACUAACUCUGCAACAAACGAGGCAAAAAGACUGCCGACACAAACCAAAGAUUUUGAAUGGAAAGUCUGUCCCAAACAAUUCAUCAUAUUUUCUGUUUCAGGUUCUG